This is a messenger RNA of Aspergillus campestris IBT 28561, 1099 nucleotides long. RefSeq names its product protein-lysine N-methyltransferase. The record is from RefSeq and is a predicted model, not a curated record. The transcript has 4 exons. The coding region runs from base 54 to 1091 and encodes 345 amino acids. Lineage: Eukaryota; Fungi; Ascomycota; Eurotiomycetes; Eurotiales; Aspergillaceae.
CGUAUCUCCUCCCCUCACUCAACCCCACCAUCCACCACAUACAUAAACCCAACAUGUCCACCCCCCAACCCAAACCCAUAAACCGCCUCGUCGCGCAAUACCUCCAACAACUCGAGACACCCUCCCUCUCCCUCCCCGAUGGCCCAACCCUCAUCAAUCCCGCUGUUCAGCGCGCAAUCUACACGCGCAUGUUCGACGAGUCUGCGACAUGGCCUCUCCCUCCGGUACACUAUCGCGCGCGCGUCUUGAAGAUGAUUCUUUCUAGGAUUGAGGGGAGUGUGGUUGAUCCUGAGGAGGAUGAAAUUUCCGACGACCUCACAGAAGCCUACAGCACCCUAAUAUGCACCCCGAAACCCUCCUCCAUCCAACAAGCCCAACAACUCACCUACGUAACCUACACCGCGCCUUCGCCCUCCCCGUCCUCCCCCGCACACACCGACAGUGAAAGCCACCCCCGCACAAUAAUAACCUCCGAAUCCCGCGGCCUAAUCCUCGCCUCAGGCACAACCGGCUUCCGCACCUGGGAAGCCGCCCUCCACCUCGGCACAUACCUCUCCACGCCCGCCGGCGCAGGUCUCGUGGCAGGGAAACGGGUCCUCGAGCUCGGCGCGGGGACAGGGUUCCUGUCUAUGUUCUGCGCGAAGUAUCUGCAGCCGGAAUCGGUGCUCGCUACUGAUAUGGAGCCUGCGCUGAUAGAUGGGAUGGUGGAUAGUGCGGGGCGGAAUGAAUUGGGGGAGAGGUUUGGGGCGGGGAUUUGGGAGUGGGGGACGGAGCUUAGACGGUUGGGAGGGGGGGAGGGGAAGAAACCCGAGUUUGAUGUGGUUGUUGGGGCGGAUUUGAUCUACGACACAGACCUCAUCCCCCUCCUGAUCAACACCCUCGACGACCUCUUCACGAACUACAAAGUCCGUGAAUUCAUCAUCUCGGCUACACUACGGAAUGAGAAAACAUUCAAUGCAUUCCUCGACGCUUGUCAAUCGGCGAACUUCAAAACAGAGCGUCUGCCAUUCGACUCGCCUGCUGAGAGUGAGCAGUUGGGGUUCUUCCAUUCGACGAGGAUUCCGAUUAGUACGUAUCGGGUUUGGAGGUAGAUACUUAC